AUGAUAUCACCAGAAGCGAUGGCGCUGAUCUUCGCCGUGGCGGGGCGGGAGAAGGAGGAGGAGAUGGAAAGGCGGGGCUACUGGCUCGAGGAGAGGACCAACGAUGAGCGGAACGGGAACAAGAACAAAAAUAACGAGGAGAUGAUGGGUCGUAGCGUCUUGGCGCACUCUACGCCUUCCUCGUGUUUCCCGCGAACCCUCACCCUAGAGCAUACGCGCAUCUCAUCGCCCAACUUGACGACUGCUCUCAUCAUCUUCCGCUGCGCCUGUAGCGCGCCCGACGGUUCCUCGGUAAAAGCCGCAGCAACAGAGCAACGCAAGUCUGCGCUCGAACACUGUACCAUGUCAAACGGCGACGCUUGUUCCUACCCGCUAGAUGGAAGGGAGCUCUCAACUAUCGGCGACGGCGAACUCGGUGGACAAGUCGCGACGACGAACAGCGCAAAAUCAUCCUCAGGCAAGUAA
Molecule: messenger RNA, 465 nt
Organism: Lasiodiplodia theobromae
Lineage: Eukaryota; Fungi; Ascomycota; Dothideomycetes; Botryosphaeriales; Botryosphaeriaceae
Product: Aldose 1-epimerase
Exons: 3
Coding region: 1-465 (154 amino acids)
Source: RefSeq, a predicted model, not a curated record